UGAAAUUGAAUAAUAAAAUGGCAGUGAAUGAACUGAAAUUCAAUUUGAGAGAGUCAAUUUGACUAAGUCUAAGUGAGAUAUUGAAAAGUUUUCAAUAUUCCGAAAGCUAACCGAGAUGUCGAAACAUUUUAUUUUCGUUUAAUUUUUUUUUCAUUUUACGAAAAUCGAUCAUCACAACCCGUGGCUACCGGAACCGUAGCGAACUACAUGUUUUCACUAGGGGCCAGUUGGAAACCUUCAACCUUUGAUAUUUCAAAAACGCAGGGAGAUAUCGAAAAUUUUUACGUUUUAGUUUAGUCUUAUUUUGGGCCAUUGUACCAGAUCCAUCAUCAAAUCGCGGGGCCACGGAAACUAUAAUCUCCCCGUAUUGCGUAUCGGACUUGUCUAUUGCUUAAUAGAAGUCCGUGGACUGAACUUCAUUUGAGAGCUCUUUCACUCCGCACGCACGCAGUCAGUUCGCUGUUGUGUUUAGGCCUUUAGUUUGGUACGACGAAUGUCUCCUGGCGGCUCGCGAUGACACUUGAAAAGCUCUACAGAAACGAAUAGGUUAGUAUGUUUUGGUCCGUUAUUUUGGCGUAGUGUAACAGUCCGGCAAGGCGAAUUUCAAUUAUUUCUAAAAUCUGUGUGUUGGGGCGGUUGGGUAAAAAAUGUUAACGCAAAGUUUAGAUCAAGAUGCUCAAGUGACAUCCGGUGAAACACAACUAAAGUCCUUCGGCAGUUUCCUCGAUAACUAUGAUAGUAGGCUAACAUCGCUUCUGAACGGCUUAACUAACGGUCACGCGGAAAAUUUCCAUUCAAAUUUGGAUAAAGUACAAAUUGAAAGUUCCGCAGAGAUUCCAGCAAUAACCAUAUCUUACACACCGCCCAGUGAAUGCAUUUCAAUAUUUCGAUUAGCUGAUUCAGAUAAUAAAACACUCAACAAAGUUCUGGCAACAUUCUCACAAUUGUGCGAUGAGGGAACAAAACUUAAAACUGCAGCGCGGCAGCAUCAAUUUAAGCUACUUUACUUUGAUGAACACCUAUGUGCGUACGAGGAGCAAGGAGAAGAGUGCUUAAAUGGAAUGGGCGAUUUGUUGGAGUUACUUUAUUCUGUCCAGUACUUGUCGCAAAGAUGCAUAACUGUUGCAAGUACGAUUCUCCAACAGUUGGGGGCUCUGUUUGCCUACCGUGCAAUAGAUAAUAGACUGGACUUACAGCUGGCAAUGCAAUUUCAGGAAGUUUUUAAUCGGCUUAGUGAAACCAUCCUGCAAUUGAUUGUUUUCGAUGAAAUUUUGGUCAGUUCCAGGCUCCAAAGUUUCUGGCAAACAUACAAGAAGGCAAUCUACUCAAUAAGUCGGAAUAAGGAUCGAUUCAACCACCCGUACACCGAAUAUGCAAUCAGUGGGCUUAUGAAUGUUCUCAAUUCUCUGGAAAUGUUAUUUGCGGGAAGUCUUUUUCAGUUUGUUUAUAUUAUGUCGAUCGAAUGAAUUCAUCUAUUGUUUGAAAUAGUGACGACUCAUCAUAUUUGAGAUAUGAAUUGAAUAUUGGAAAAGAUAAGGCGAUGAGCCAUAUGGUAUUGAUCGGAUUGAUGUUUACAUUAGUUGGGGGAUGUUUACAUAUGAACUUAUAUUAAUGUUUACAUUAUAGAUUACUUGUUAUGAUAUGGGCUGAUGUCAUUAUCUGGACUAUUGGUGAAGGUGACCUUGGGGUUAGGUGCAAGUGUACUAGGCGUACUUAUAUUAAUGGGUGUAAGGUCCUGUGUAACUCCUCCUACCUUAAGUUUAUUGUUGUCCUCAAUUUUUAUUUUACUU
Messenger RNA from Hermetia illucens (black soldier fly), 1790 nucleotides. Its product is annotated as WASH complex subunit 4-like. Bases 648 to 1466 code for a protein of 272 amino acids. Gene Ontology annotation, biological process: endosome organization; endosomal transport. The transcript has 4 exons. The record is from RefSeq and is a predicted model, not a curated record. NCBI's taxonomy places the organism in Eukaryota, Metazoa, Arthropoda, Insecta, Diptera, Stratiomyidae. Gene Ontology annotation, cellular component: endosome; WASH complex.